This is a messenger RNA of Xenia sp. Carnegie-2017, 543 nucleotides long. RefSeq lists its product as uncharacterized. The annotation marks the transcript as partial. The transcript has 3 exons. The record is from RefSeq and is a predicted model, not a curated record. NCBI's taxonomy places the organism in Eukaryota, Metazoa, Cnidaria, Anthozoa, Malacalcyonacea, Xeniidae.
CAUGAAAAGCUUUGUGCUAAAUUGUUAAACCCACAGCUGAUGAAGUCAAUUCACCAGGCUUCACCAGUUGCUCAAACAAUUUGUUUGGAAGGAUUCCUUUCUGUCCUGAAUCAUUUUUCUCCAAAAAUGAUUCAUUAUUCCUAUGUUGGAAUGUAUUGCAGACACAUUUUGGCAUCCAUCCACUUCAACAACAACUUAAGACGUGAUGUAAAGAUGAAGAAUGAUGGCACUUUCCAAAUAAAUGUAGUGUAUCCAAAGUUUAAAAAUGGUGAAGGAACUGUGAGGGAUGUCAGAGUUAAGCCCAAAUUUGAGUAUGUGGAUGAAUUAUUUGAGAGUGUGAUGCUGUCAAUAAAAGACAAAGACGCAUUAUCAAAUUCACAAAAUCUUUUGAAAGAAAUGUCCCCACCACCAAUGAAUGUCAUGCUGCAAAAGCAACCCAGAUCUAAGGUGCUACUAAAACAGGUCCGUCGAAAAUGCAUUGUGGUCAAUGAUGUCCCCCCCUCAAUUCCAGCCAAAAUGUUUGACAUGCAAGAAGCCAAUGAA